AUGAGCGACGCUCAGGCCUCUGCAUCUACUCAAGAACCGCUUGUAGAAGAUCCAGCUGCACCAUCAAAGAGUGCAUUGAAGAAAAAGGCAAAAGAGGAGGAAAAGGCGCGCAAGGCAGAGGAACGAAAGCGCAAAGAGGAAGAAGCAAAAGCCGCAAAAGCUGCCGCUGAUAGCGUGGACGUCGCCGCAGAUAGCUAUGGCAGGUUACCGCUUCAUCAAUCCCAGGACGAUACACCAAAGGAACCCUUUAAGCGAUUGGAAACGAUCGGAAGUGAGGAUGUUGGCAAAACUAUCACCUUUCGGGCACGUUUGGCGAAUAGCAGACAGCAGGGAAACAAAAUGCUAUUUUGCGAAUUCAGGCAAAGUCUGGUCAGCAUCCAAGGUCUCCUGGAGCUCAAUGAGAAUAAGGAAGGAAAGCCACUCGUUUCCAAGCAAAUGAUGAAAUUCUGCGCUGCUAUCACAUUGGAAUCGCUUGUUCUCGUCGAAGGAAAGGUUACGGCAGUCGACAAGCCGGUGGAAUCCACGACGAUCAAGAACUUUGAGGUUCAUAUCGGCAAGAUGUGGACGGUUAUCGCAGUCAACCCGUUGCCAAUUCAGAUCACCGCCGCCACUCAGCCUCCCCCAGCAGAGGAUGCCUCGGAAGAGGCCAAGCAAGCCACUAUCGGUCUCGACACCCGUCUGAAUUACCGCGUUAUCGACUUGCGGACACGCACCAAUCAAGCCAUCUUCCGUAUCCGUUCCGGCGUCAAACACCUCUUCCGCGAAUACCUUGAUGCGCGCGGCUUCAUCGAGUUUGAAACGCCAAAACUGCAAGGUGCAAUGACAGAGUCUGGCGCAAGUGUGUUCAACGUCAAGUACUUUGAGCGCCCAGCCUUUCUCGCGCAAUCGCCCCAACUCGCCAAGCAGAUGAUCGUCUCGGGUGACUUUGAUCGCAUGUACGAGAUUGGACCCGUUUUCCGUGCUGAAAACUCGUGGGGCCCACGGCACAUGACAGAGUUCACCGGGAUGGAUAUUGAAAUGGCUAUUGAACACCAUUAUCAUGAAGUCGUCUCACUUCUGGAAGACAUGCUCAUCUUUAUCUUCCACGGUCUCAAUAAGCGCUUCGGCCAACCGGGAGGAGAGAUUGAAUGGGUCCGUAAGCAAUGGCCGUCUGAGCCAUUUGUCGUCCCCGAAAAGGCAGUACGACUACGUUUCUCUGAAGGCAUUCAAAUGUUGCGCGAGGCAGGCCGCGACCUCGAAGAGCUAGAAGAUCUAGGCACGGAGGAUGAAAAGAUGCUCGGAAGACUUGUCAAGGAGCGUUACAAUACCGAUUUCUUCGUCUUGGACAAGUUCCCUGCAAAGAUUCGUCCAUUCUACACAAUGCCUGAUCCGCAUGAUCCAAGGUACUCCAACAGCUACGACUUCUUCAUGAGAGGUCAAGAGAUUCUCUCUGGCGCGCAACGAGUUCACGAUGCGGAAUUACUCAAACAGCAAAUGGCAAAGGUUGUCCCUCCGAUUGACCCCUCGAUCAUGAAGGAUUAUAUCAAUGCAUUUGAGUAUGGCGCGCCUCCUCAUGCCGGAGCAGGUCUAGGUACACCUUAG
Serendipita indica DSM 11827 is the source of this 1581-nucleotide messenger RNA. The record is from the annotation of a GenBank genome assembly. Lineage: Eukaryota; Fungi; Basidiomycota; Agaricomycetes; Sebacinales; Serendipitaceae.